GACCAUUUUCUUUCUCUUCAUCUUCUUUUUUUUCUUCUUGACUUCCUCUUCUCAAGUCACUGCUGUAUUUUUGCACUCUUUUUUUCCGUCUUUCCUCUUUCUUUUUUUUUCUGUAUAGUUCAUUGAUUCAUCAUGUUUCGAAAUAUCCAACCCUAUCACUCCACCAAAAUUCGAAUUUUCAGUCCAAUUAUCUUAUUUCAUGAAUACCCACAUCACGCAAAUGAAGACGAUUCUUUCAAACCUCCAGCGCUGAAAUCGACCCGUAGCCAUAUUUGGACAGACAUUCCCUCGCCACGCUCUUCUUCCUAUUCCCCUCCACUCCGCACUCCUACAACCGAAGAGGACAAUGAAUCUUUCACAUCACAUCAUCCGAGAAAACGUCGAGGCAACCUUCCUAAACCGGUGACAGCGAUCCUCAAACAAUGGCUCAUCGAUCAUUGUGAUAACCCUUACCCUACCGAGGAUGAAAAGGACGAACUCAAACAUGUAACCGGAUUGACCCUGAAUCAGAUUAGUAAUUGGUUUAUAAAUGCUCGUCGCCGUAUUCUUCCGCUCAUUAUUCAGCAAGAAGACAACCACGGUCCUUCCGUGGCAUUGCCUGGGAAACGAAGAAGACGAACAAAGUACAGCCGUAUCCAUAGUGGAGCACUAGCGUUGCGAUUAAUGUAA
This is a messenger RNA of Radiomyces spectabilis, 669 nucleotides long. Its product is annotated as homeobox KN domain-containing protein. Bases 133 to 669 code for a protein of 178 amino acids. Gene Ontology annotation, biological process: regulation of transcription by RNA polymerase II. Lineage: Eukaryota; Fungi; Mucoromycota; Mucoromycetes; Mucorales; Radiomycetaceae. The transcript has 3 exons. The record is from RefSeq and is a predicted model, not a curated record. Gene Ontology annotation, molecular function: RNA polymerase II cis-regulatory region sequence-specific DNA binding; DNA-binding transcription factor activity, RNA polymerase II-specific.